UUUUAGAAAUCAGCUGACAUUUAUCAGAAAAACCCAUUUUUUAACGUGCUUUAUAUUUAUGUGUCAUCAUUCUUUGUUGAAAGAUUGAUUUUAUAAACAAGAAUUGAUCGUAACGAUAACUAUAUAAAUAAGUUCAAAACUAAAAGUUCGUGAUGAAAUUUGUUGAGUUGAAAACCUAGACCUAAUUUUCUCAGUUACUACAAUGAAUAAACCCCUACACAAUUAUGGGAGUAUUUCAUCCACUUCCCAGGAUGUUUUAUUCUCAGGAGAUAGAUCUGUGGAAUUCAAUGCUGCCUGUGAUAGUGUGGUUACCAAUAUUUAUACGAUAAACUCUAGUUUCAAGGUGUUGGACACUGCCCUGAAGAAUAUAGGCACAAAAAAAGAUAAUCAUGGAUUGAGAAAUAAAGUCCAUGUAACACAACUGAGUACAAAUGACAUUGCGGCUGUAACCAGUAAAGAAAUAAGGAAAUUGAAAUCUUUGAUGAAGAAAGGAAAUAAACAGCAACAGCUACAGGUUGAAAAACUCGAAGAAAAUUUCAAGGAAGCAAUAGGCCGAUACUCUGUUGUGCAAAAGGGAAUAGCGACCAAGCAGAAAGCUCAUUUACUUGUAUCAGUCAACAUUGAAAACGAGUUGCAAAAUGAGAAUAGUUCAUCCCAACAGGAGACUCAGAGACUACUUGCUCGGGAAUUGGCUUUUGAACAAGAAAUGCUUAUGGAAAGAGAAACUAGAAUCAGACAAAUUGAGUCUGAUGUUCUUAACGUCAAUGAAAUAAUGAGAGAACUGGGUACUUUAGUUCAUGAUCAAGCCGAAGUGAUAGAUACAAUAGAAAACAGUAUUGACCAUGCUGUAGGAAAUGUAGAGGAAGGAACUGAGCAAUUACUGAAAGCAGCUGAAUAUCAGAAAAAAAGGAGAUGGAAAUUGUUUUGGUUAGUUCUGAUUCUAUUGAUUAUUGCUGCCUUCUUGAUCAUCAUCAUUGUAUUUUCUAUGAAGAAAUAGUGAAUUAUGAACUGAUUCUCAAAUUGUGUACUUUAAUAUGUUAUGUAUAUAGAGGUUCUGAAUGUAAUGGGCUAAUCAUGGGCUCGUUCAAAGCUAGUUGGCUAAUUAGGAAAUUUGAAAGAUUAAAUUAGAACUGAUUCCAGACAAGAAAAAAGGCCAAGGGAAAUGAAAUUUUAUUGAAAGCUGUUACAUUUGUUUCUUUUUUGCAGUUAGAGAUAUCAUCUGGUGUGAUUCAUCUUUGUCUAAGUAUGAGUAGUGAUAAAUUUGCUCAUUUUAAUAGGUUCUAUUUAUUAAGAAAUAUAUUUGACAAUCUUAUUGUUGUUGCCAUAUAUGAAUAUUGAGGCUAAUAAUUUAAAUCUGUUUUGAACUAUUUAUUAUUCUUAUUCAAUAUUUUUGCAAAUAUUUAUCUAUGAAUCAAUAAUCUCAUUACUUUUUUUACAUACAAAUACUACAAAUUCAUAAUAGACCAUUGCAGUCAAUGUUGUAUUUUCUGAGAAUAUCCUCACAAAUAAAAGAUAUAUACACUACAAUAUAGUUUGAUUGCUUUUGUACUGGAGGAUUAAUGAAAAUAUGUUCAUUAACCGAUAGACCCAGAGGCUUUUAAGAAAAAUUUAUUAUUUCUAGACUUGUGUGCAAUGCUUUGUUAGUACUUGGUUUAUUAAUGACACUUAUGGCAAAAGUUGAUUUGUCUAUUCUUCUAUUUUAUAUUUCUCUCUGUUGAGUUGAAUAACAAUGAGCAGAUUUAUUUCAAAUAUUUUUGUAUGAUAAAGCAAUUUAUCAUCAAAUUAUAAUUGUCAAAUAUUUAAUACCAAAUCUAUAUUAAUUAUAAUGAUUAUCGAAAUAAACUGAAAUUUAUGAA
Messenger RNA from Harmonia axyridis, 1856 nucleotides. RefSeq names its product syntaxin-12. The record is from RefSeq and is a predicted model, not a curated record. Lineage: Eukaryota; Metazoa; Arthropoda; Insecta; Coleoptera; Coccinellidae. The transcript is spliced from 4 exons. Gene Ontology annotation, biological process: intracellular protein transport; vesicle-mediated transport; vesicle fusion. Gene Ontology annotation, molecular function: SNAP receptor activity; SNARE binding. The coding region runs from base 203 to 997 and encodes 264 amino acids. Gene Ontology annotation, cellular component: membrane; SNARE complex; endomembrane system.